Messenger RNA from Meloidogyne enterolobii, 408 nucleotides. NCBI's taxonomy places the organism in Eukaryota, Metazoa, Nematoda, Chromadorea, Rhabditida, Meloidogynidae. The record is from the annotation of a GenBank genome assembly.
AUGUCGGCAAAUGGAAGUAAAUGGAAAAAAGGGCUGGAAGAAGGACAACAACAAAGUUUAAUACAAAAGUGCCUUCAAGAACGGGUCUGUGAGCUCUUUUUAAUGCAAGAUUAUAAUAUCAAAAAAAUAAGCAACAAUAACAACAACAACUGUCCAAUUUCAUCACCCCCUCCAUUUUUUCGUUCCCCAACUUUUCUUAAUGAACGAAUACCUCAAGCACUUUUUAGCAAUGGUACAAAAGGUUUAUUACCCAACAACAAUCGUUUAAGUGAUAGUGGCGGAAGAAGGGAAGGAGGUGGAGGAAGUGCUGUGGGUGGUGUGGGGGUCACCGGAAAUGGCGGCAGUGUUGUUCGAAACAUUCCUAUUCGUGUGUUGGAUACUCCCGAUAAUUUAUCAUCAAAGGUUUAA